AUCAGCCUCCUAAAGGUCACAGCCUUAGUAACCCUGUGGGGCAGUUCUCCUCUGCACACAUGGGGUUGCCAUGAGUCAGAAUCAACUGGAAGGCAGCUAACAACAACGAGGAGGUGCUCAGUGUAUAUGUUCCUUUGAAAUGUAACCUCAGAGAGGAGGAGGGAGGAUUACAGUUCUGAGGCUGUUGCCCCCAGAAGCCAGUGGAGUCAAGGAGGAAUCUCAAAGUUCAUUUAGUGCCAUCCCUACCUCCCAGCCCACCCUAGCAGGGCGGCACUGCUCUUGUGGCAGCAAGAGCAGGUUGCAUUUUCUCCAUUUUACAGUGAGGACGAUUUAAGCCCAGAGAGGCAAGGGGAGAACCCAGUAUUUCACCGUGAGUAGCAGCUGUACCAGGCCGAGGCCAGGCCUCCACUCACCCAGGCUGGCUCUCUCUCACAGCAGCCCAGGGAGGUGUCUCAUCGCCCUGCCAGGCAGGCAUGUGGCUGGCACAUGUGUGUGUUUGUUGACUGACUGACUGACCCGAUGUGUGCUGGUGUGCCACGCUGGUCCUGGGCUCGGUGGCAUUGAGGGCUAUAGCUUGCGUGGAAGGCAGAGACCUUUCUCAGGAAAGGCUCACAGGUUUAGGGGCCUGAGGGGCCUUUGCAAAACUCCAGCCUGUGACCGCAGCCGCCUCUGAUGCGCAGCUUCCCCUGGUUGCAGUGAGACUUCUGCGAUGACUGAGUUACCCCAGGAGACAAGAUGUUCCCCUUUGUGCACCCGGAGGCGUCUAUGAUUGGGCAGGCUGCUCUGUGGCUGUGCUAGAAAAAGGCCCUAAAAAAAGUUAAAAACCACACGCCUCCCGGGUCCCUUCCUCAGUGGAGGUUUCAGAAAGAAAAGCAACUGCUCAGCCCAGCACCUCCUACACCUGCCAACACAGCAGGGCUGAGAAGGUGCAGGGGGCAUCAAAGGGAGGGCCUUGCCCAAGGCCCUGGUUUAAAAUGCGGAUUCUGGGCCCCAUCCCAGGGCCACUGACUCAGACUCACUUUGGGCAGACCCAGAAAUGUGAAUUCUUAAAGGACUCUUAAAGGACCCUUGGUGGCACAACACUUAAGCUCUCAACUGCUAAACAAAAGUUGGCGUUAGAAUCUACCCAUUGGCUAUGCAGGAGAAAGACCUGGUUAUCUGCUCCCAUAAAGAUUACAGCCUAGGAAACCCUAUGGGGCAUUGCUACUCUGUCACAUGGGGUCGCUUUGAGUCCAAAUCAACUAGACGGCACCAAACAAUAACAACAGAGGACUCUUAAGCAUGCUGUAGUUAAGAACUGUGGCAGGGAUUUCAAUGAGGGAUACAGGCCCCCCAGAGGGUAUGGGACGCAAGGAUUAGAACUUACAUUGAAAAUAUUUAUUUUCUAUCAUAUCUUUAAAAUUUUUAUUUUUGGUUGUUUUUUUUUUCUAAUGCCUGUAAUAUACUAGGAUGAGCUGUGCAUGUGAGCACACGAGCAAACAUGUUUUUAGUGAUGGACAGCAGUGCGAUAAAAAAAUUUAAACUGGGUCAGAACUGACAUUUCCAAAUCUGGCCACCUGGGUGAUCUUGGCCAAGUCGCUAUUCCAUGCUAUAGUUUUCCUGUGCCUUGUAUGUUUGGUGUGAGGGCAAAUCGAGAACAAAUACGCUUCUAGCCCAAGCCGACACAGAAUGGGCAUGGCAUAUAUGGUGGGGAUUGUGGGUGGGGGAAGGGGGCACAGGGCGAUCUGGAGCAAAUUCUGGGGCUCUGUGUUUGGAGGGGCCAGAGAGGGAGACUGGGUCGGGGAGAGAGAAUGGAAGCCACUGAGCCCUGGUCUAAGGAGCAGGCGUUGUAGCCUAAUGGGUGAGAAUGUCCUUCCCUGUUCCUACUCCAGCCCUUGAGAAGCCAGCCCUGCUCUGGCUGGACCGUUCCCUGGGGAACUAUCUGUCCAGAAAUAGUUGCCUGCUGACUUUUCUCAACAAAUCAAGGCUCCUGACGGGGAUCCAAGCGCUCACGAGGCUGAAACACAGACGUGUCUGUCCAGGGAGGUCUGGAGUUACAGUCCAGCAUGGAGGGCCGGGAGGCUGGCCUGUCCACAGUGUGGCUUUGGACAAGGCCCCUCCACUCCCUGGGCUGCGUGUUCCCACCUGUGGAACCAGCCUUUGUGCGAUCUCACCUGGAGGCCCCUGCCACGCUGACUUGCUGUGAUUCUGUGGAACCUCCCAGACUGGGGUCUCCUGGGGCGGGGCUAUGCCUUUCUGGUCUGUCAUCUGUGUGUGCUUCCAGGGCCCGGCACCGUGCUUGGCACAGAGGAGGCAUUUGGAGAAUGUUUGGGGUAACAGGAGGAUGGGAAAGGAGGAAGAUAAAGGAGAUGAGAGGUUGGAAGGAAGGCAGGAAAGAGUUCUCCAGCAGUUCUUCCCCUGCCACGGCCUCCUAAUGGGUUCCUCUGUGGCCAGUCUACCUGUUCUGGUUCAUUCUCCCAGAGCAGGCAGAGGGAAACUUCUAAGCUGUACUUCUGAUGGUACUCUCCUAUGCCUGAAACCCUCAGUGCUCCCUCCCAGACCCCGGGAUGCACUUGGAACUCCAAGAGGCCCUCCUUGCCCUGCCCACCACCUCUCCUUCCCCACAUUCUCUGUUGUCCGUAUUGCCCAGCCCCUGUCCACAGUACCACAGCCACCGGGAAGCCACUUCCACGUCCAGGAAAGCACCUGGUAGGGUCGCUCCCUCUUGCCUCCAGACUCUGUAUAUACACGCUGAUCCCUGUGCCUGGAAUGCUGCCCUUUUUACCAUCCCUCUUACUGUGGAAGCUCAGGGAAGACUCCCAGAGGAAGUGGCUUCUAAACUGAGGCCUUCCCUGACUUCCUAGGCCUUUUAGGCCCCAGCUCAAUGUUGCCCCAUCACCUCUCGCUUUGAUUUGUAGUCACCGGGUCAUCUGUCCACCUUCCCCCAGCUGUAAGGUCUCAGCCGCUGGACUCUUUACCGUGCAUCUCAGGUAAUUUUACAAAACCCUUGAGAAAGAGGAAUUACUAUCCCAGUUUUACUGAUGGGGACAAUGAAGGCAGAGUGACUUGCCCAAGGUUGCACCCAGGCUGUCUGAUCCCAGAGUCCCUCUGGUAACUUUUUGUUCUGAAUAAAGCAGGGGACUUAAGGAGUCAUGCUGUCCUUUGACUGUGUCCCCAACAGGCCACAGGCAGGAUGUCGGGUGCUGAGAGAAGUCAGCUGUGACUCUGGUGCCCACAGCAGCAGCUCCGUCUCCUGAGGAUGAAGCGGCCCAGGUGAAGUGCGGGCCAGGCCCAAUGGCCAGCUCGGGGACUGAGGUCCACUGGGCCGAGCUGGGCCUGGGGAAGGGGCCCCGGCGGCGGCGGCGGCGCUGGGCCUGGGCCGAGGAAGAGAAAGAUGCUGAUGGGAAUAGAACCCGCAGCUGUGGAGAAGAAGGGCCCUUUCCCAAUGCCGCCAGCCCUGAGCUCCUGGAGGACUUCCACCUGGCCCAGCAGCACCUACUACCCAUGGAGUGGGACCCACAGGCUGGUGGGUGUCAGGAUUCUGAAUCUGGAGAGUCUGCAGGAGAGGAGAUUGAAGCAGAGGAUGUGGACAGCCCAGAAAGUUCCAACUUGCCUGUCUACUGGUUCCCCCAGCAAGAUCAUCAAUUGGACAUGACUGAAGAGGAGCCGGAUGAGGCCCUCGGAAGUCCUCAGGAGGUUGAGGAAGGUGGGGAGAGCUCCCCAAGAUUGAGGUAUGAGACUGGUCAGGACUCAGAGGGCAAUGGAAGCUCCAGCUCUGUGGCUCUGGGGCAGGAUCAGGCAAGAGGCUGGGUGGCCUCAGGCAACAAAGCCAGUGGAGACAAGCUUUCAGAACACUCUGAGGUCAGCCCAUCUGUUGACCUCUGCUCUGCAAGGUCCUGGAGCAGUGGGACUGUGAGCCUCGGCCACCCCAGUGACAUCCUUGAUUCUACCUGGGAAGGAGAAACCCAUAUUCCCCAGCCAACUCCCCUGGUAGAAACUUUACCACAGAGCCUCGGCUGCCACCUUCUAAAUCCAGACGACAGAACUAGAGGAAGCGUUGCUCAGGCAACUCCCACAGAAUUCCAUGACUCCUCAGCAGCCCCACCCCAGAGCCUCCAGUGUCCUGGAGAUGGAUGGAGAGAGACCACCAGCCUCUCCCACCUUCAGCCCGGGGACCAAGCCUGGAAGCGGACAAGGAUACCUGCUAAGCCGCUUCCUUCCCGAUUCAUUGGCUCUGUCAGCCCCCCAAAUCCUCGGCCUAGGCCAGCCCAGCAGGACAGGCUGCCCAGGCAGGGAGCCACUCUGGCUGGCCGCUCUUCUUCUGAUGCCUCCAAGUAUGGCCAGGGACGGCUGAACUACCCACUCCCUGAUUUCUCCAAGGUGGGACCCCGAGUGAGGUUCCCCAAAGAUGAGAGCUACCAUCCCCCCAAGGCAAAGAGCCACAGCUGGCAAUCUCAGGGCCCUGCAGGGCCCCUGAUCUUCAAGUCACCUGCCGAGAUUGUGCAGGAGGUGCUGCUGACCAGCGAAGAAGCCUCCCCAGCAAAGGACCCACCUCCUGCCCACCCUAUCACCAGGGUACCCCAAGAGUUCCAGACACCAGAACAAGCCACCAAGCUGGUCCAUCAGCUCCAGGAGGAUUACCACAAGCUCCUCACCAAGUAUGCAGAGGCUGAGAACACCAUUGACCAUCUGCGCCUAGCGGCCAAGGUGAACCUGUAUUCGGACCCGCCCCAGCCCAGCCACAGUGCCCACAUGGGGACAGUGUCCCAGGGGACCAAAGUCUUGUCCUUCACCAUUCCACAGCCCCGCACAGCGGAGUGGCGGCCAGGCCCCACAGAGGCCCCUCAGCCCUCUGAGGUUUCAGGGUGGCAGUCGGCCCAAGGAGACCCAAGACCCUCCUCACCCACCAACGCCUCCACCCCAGGAUGGCUUCAGAAGAACCAGGUUGUCGCCAGUGACCAGCCCUCAGGGGAGCGGACCCAGUCAGUGGCUUCUCAGGCCAGCCGGUUCCUGGCCAAGGUGGAGUCCUUUGAAGGCCUGGUGCAUGCAGGACGGCUCAUGCCACAGGACCAACUCAAGGGCUUCCAGUGGCUGAAGGCUGCCCACGCGGCCCUAGAGGAGGAGUACCUGAAGGCCUGCAGGGACCAGCACCUGGCUCAGCAGUCUGCCAGCUCCGAAGGGAUGCCUGGGCAAUUUGAUCCCAGCAGGGAGCUGGAGGCAGAGAUAUUCCAACUGGGAAUUCGCCUGGAAGAGCUCAAGGACCAUAUGGACCAACACCAGCAGAAGCCUGAGCGAGUAGUGUCAGAUUCCGCUCUGGAAAGCCCUCCACCUUCGCCUUCCCCCGGCCAGCCAACAGGCCUGCCCUCUCCUUCCAAACAAGCCCGUAUGCCAGCCAUCCAGACCCCCUGCCCUGAGCCUGACACCACUGGGGCUGGCCCCUGCUCUUUGCAUGUGGAUGUGGAUGUGAAUUCUGUCAGCAGUGAGGUGGAGGACAGGCCACCGGAGCUCCCAGCCCCACUCAGGCAUAAGGAACUGCAGAUGGAGCAAGAUUUCCAUGGCCUCCUGGAGCGGUAUAUCAGUGUGAAGUCCCUUCCGGAAGCCAUGAGCAUGGAGGAGGAAGAAGAGGAAAAGGGGCGUGUCCUGGAAGUUGACCGGCCGGCUCUAACUCCAGGGAAAGGAGAGGCCACCAGGCUCACCCCAAGGCAGCUCCCAGGACAGGCUGAGAGAAGUCAUGGCGUCCCCCUUAAGGAGACCACGGAGCAGAUGGUGUCUGUGAAGCCAUCCGGCUUCCAGACAUCCAUGGCCAGAGAAGGACACCCGCCAGGCCUGGACAAGACCAAGGCAGCCCCUCCAGGCCCUGGCAUGCCACACCCCCCUCCAGGCCCUGGCACACCGCACCCCCCUCGCGGUACCAAGUCUGCGGUGUCCCACCAGAGCAGUAUGACCAGCUUGGCAGGAAGUGGCACCUCUGAACGCCUUCCACAGAAGUCUUUCCUCCAAGCUGGUGGGCCCCACCUGGAGGAGCCCUGGAUGGCAUCACCGGAAACAGACAGUGGCUUUGUGGGCUCAGAAACCAGCAGAGUGUCACCUGUCACCCAGGCCCCAGAGCACCGGCUCUCCCAUAACAGCACCCUGGGGACAUCAACACGGCCCGUCACUGCGUCUGUGCCCCAGGAUGGAGCCUCUCACCCCCAGGCCAGGGGUCCUGUGGUUCCCAGAACAGCUGCUGAGCCCAGCACACCCAGGAGCCGAGCCCAGAGGCACGUCUCCAGCCCAGGCAGUCCUCGCCAGCAGAGGGCACCCAGCUUUCACCUGGAGCGGGCAUUGACAGCAGAGAUGGCAGUCCCUUCCUCGGAGUUCAAGGUGCGAAAGCGGAUUUCUGAACAGCUCCUCCCCAGCAAGGCACUCAGCUCACCCCCUACUCCGGCUCCUGCAGCUGCCCCUCUGACCCAUGGGCCGGCAGAGACCACCCCCAGCUUCCUCCUCACCAGGACGGGGCGAGACCAGGCCAUCCGUGAGCUGCAAGAGGAGGUGUCCCGGCUCCGCCUGCGGUUAGAAGACAGCCUGCACCGGCCCUCCCAGCGCAGCCCAAUGCACCCAGCAUCUGCCUCCAACUGUCCCACCAGGGCCCGGGACCGGCCGGCAGAUUCCUCAAUCACCUGGGGCUCCCAAUAUGGCAGUAAAUCCACAGAGAGAUUGUCUGCUGAGCCUGGAGGUGCAGAGCAAGCCAUCCUCACAGGAAGACGGCGAGCCAGGUCCUCCUCGGUGCCUCGGGAGGUGCCCCGGCUGACCCUGACCUCCGAAUCUGAGCCAACCUCCCCCCGGCCCUUCUCUGAAAAGAGCAGGACUACAGAGGAUAGUCCACAGGCAGCUCGGGACAGAAUGAGAGGAGGGGGCAGCACCAGAUGGCCAGACAGGGUCACCUUCCGGGGCCACUACACAGGCCAGGAAUACCAUGUCCUGUCCCCCAAGACUAUCCAGAGAGGCAGUGGCACAGUUUCCUGUUCCCACUGCCAGCCCAUUAGGACCCAAGACCCAGGCGGUGCUGCCACCAGGGACCCACUGGGACCAUCUCCAACCAAAACCCCUCGGUGUCCCAUGUGUCAUCGAGUUGUGCCCCCCCCAGAGGGGGAGAGCCCAGACACAGCCACCUCUGGAGCAGAAAAGGCUGCCACAAGGAGAAAUGUGCCUUCCAACUUCAGCCCCAGGCAGAGGAACGAACAGGCGGGGUCACCCCCGCGGCCACCCACCGGGCUGUGGUAUCUAGCAACUGCACCCCCAGCACCAGCCCCUCCGGCCUUUGCCUAUGUCUCCUCGGUGCCUGUCAUGCCUUACCCAGCAGCCACUGUGUACUAUGUGUCCCCAGGACCUACCUCAGCCCAAGCAGCUACUGAGUGGCCCCCCAAAGCCUCCUCCCAGCCAGCUGCGGCGCACCGGCACUCCAUCCAGCUAGACCUGGCCGGCCUGGAGGAGCUCAACAAGGCGCUAAGCCGGGCUGUCCAAGCGGCCAAGAGCGUCCGCUCCACCACCAAGCAGAUGAGCCGCUCCCUGUCGGCCGACCUUCGCCAGGCCCGAGGCCUGCGGGGCUCCUGCCUCUUCUGACGUGCAGGACGCCCACUGCUCCCUGCAGCCCAGAAGACGGCUGAUGCCACAGUCGCCUGGCAGACUCCCAUAGGCCCCUCACCGGAGGUCUCCCUCCAGCACAGGUCCGGCCUGCUCAGUGUUGGGUAUUUCAAAUGGAGGGGCGUCAGCUAGGCCAUUAGGAGAAGCACCUUCCCAGGGAGCCAGCCUCCUCAAGGAGGUGCUGGGACCAAGGCCACCUUCUGUCCAGAUAGAAUCUCUGGGAGUCUUUUCUCCUAAUCCUGCACUUACACACCCCUGGCUAAUAAUAUGUAUUUUAUAUACAAAUGGAUAUAUCUUCUUUUAAACUGAGGAGUUGUCCUGGUCUUGGACUCUCUUGAGGAGGCCAGAUGAGAAGGGAAAGGGCCUGGGUCUCUGGCACAAACCUGUUCUUCCAUCUGUGACAAGCACAACUCUGAGUAAGCGUCUCUGGGAAAGACAUGGCUGGAGACCGUUGCUUGCUCCAAGAGACCAGUGGUCAGUGGGGUAUAUUGGACCCAUCAGAUGACAGGAAGUGGGAGCUUCAGGGAUGAGAGGCCUUUUCCAUGGGCCCUCUGGGAUGGAGACAACCCAUGGAAGGCCUGGGAGGUGCGUCCACCAUGGUCCCUCCCAGUAGCAGGAAGCAUGCCCAUCAUAGGUCCUCUCAGAACCUCCCCUGAGGCCCUCAGCUCUCUCUAGGGAUCCCUGUGACAUCUGGCUGGUGGCCAGCUACCAGCAGACCCCGGUUUGGGGCCCAGACUGUGGGC
Trichechus manatus latirostris (Florida manatee) is the source of this 8345-nucleotide messenger RNA. RefSeq names its product AT-hook transcription factor (gene AKNA). The record is from RefSeq and is a predicted model, not a curated record. The transcript has 21 exons. Gene Ontology annotation, cellular component: centrosome. Bases 3274 to 7581 code for a protein of 1435 amino acids. Gene Ontology annotation, biological process: neuroblast division in subventricular zone; epithelial to mesenchymal transition; neuroblast delamination. NCBI's taxonomy places the organism in Eukaryota, Metazoa, Chordata, Mammalia, Sirenia, Trichechidae.